AUGCACCCACCUCCGUCACUUCAAGUGACAGGCGACAUCCGGAGCACAAAAGGCAGCCACUCGGAGCUGCGGCGGCGGCGGUCGUGGUUGAGAUGUAUCACCGAAAAAAACGGAGAAGAAGAAGUCGCAACUCUGGCUGCGAAUAGCAGCAGCGACAGAACGAAAGAAGGAGAAGAAAAAAGCACCACUCCCGAACCUCAAGUCGUGGCUAGGUUAACUAACCCUUGCAUUCCUGCCGCUGGAGGCAGGGUUAACUCUGCUCCAUCUGAACAUUCCGACCUAGCAGCAGGCAUGAGUCUAUCAUCAGAUGGUCUGACAAAUCUAGAAAACGAGAUUGAAGGAGCUUUGUGCAAACGAAGUGGAAAAUUUUCAUGGAGGUCUUUGGUGAAAGAUGUUAAAAAGCUGAAGGAGUUUUGUGCAAACGAAAGGUCAUUGCUGUGGGCAUAUGGUGGUCAUUCGUAUUCACCUUCUUCUGUUGAGAUAUAUAGAAAGCAACAACAACUUGUCAAUCUUUGUCAUUCAAUUUGGAUAAAAAACAUCAACUUGCAGGAAUUAGCCUAUAAAGGUUAUAUUGAGGCUGCUGUUGCUACCAAUCCUGAACUACGCUUUCUUGCCAUGCAAGGUGUUUGCAUGUCUGCAUUUGUCAUGAGCAAAGUAGAUGAUGACGACAAUGAUAUUUUAAAUCAGUUGGAGGAGAUGUAUCAGGUGCUUUCGAGUAAGUUCCAUUACGAAAAGGAUAAGAUGGAAAGGAAUGUUGGGUCUAAUGACCAUGCUUCUCUUUUUGGUGCUCUAUCUAGUUGUUGCAUAAUGAACCCUAACAUGUUAUGCCUACUUUCUGGCUUCAAGUGUUGGCUUGAUACUCUGCCUUUAAAUGAUAACAAUAGUUUUGGUCUUGAUAUGAGGCUACUUCAAGAGCUUUCCAAUAUCAUCACUCUUGAUGGGAAGGAUCUGGAAUCUGGUUUGUCUCGUUUACGUUGGCUUCUAGAAUCUACCUUGAAGUUUUCACUAAACUCUUCGUCAAGGCCUCCAACCGAUUUCUCUCCUUAUCGUGAGAAGAAAAAUUCGAGCCAACAUGGGAAUGCAGAUCUGGUACCUGAUAUGCUUUUUCAGCCUGUGGCAACACAGGCUUUAGACAAGAUUCUGUAUCGUCCAAAUGCACCACUAGUACUGAAAGGUAUCAACUGCACAUUUGAAGAAGGAAGAAGAGUAGGCAUUGUUGGAAGGACAGGAAGUGGGAAGACAACACUGAUAACAACCUUAUUCCGUUUGGUUGAAGCUGAUAGUGGUCGGAUCCUUAUUGAUGGGCUUGACAUUUCCUCAAUUGGCCUUAAAGAUCUCAGGAUAAAACUCAGUGUCAUCCCCCAAGAAACAACCCUUUUUAAGGGCAGCAUCCGAACAAACCUGGACCCUCUAGGACUUCACUCUGAUGGUGACAUAUGGAAGAAAAUCAUAAGGGAUGAAUUCUUGACUUGCACUGUCAUAACUGUCGCUCACAGAGUUCCAACAGUCAUAGACAGUGACAAGGUCAUGGUCCUCUCAUUCGGGAAAAUGGUGGAGUAUGAUGAGCCUUUGAAGCUAAUGGAGACUACCGAUUCUUUCUUCUCCAAGCUUGUAGCUGAAUACUGGUCCAGUUGCACAGCAAGGAACUCUGCUUAA
This is a messenger RNA of Lactuca virosa, 1656 nucleotides long. The record is from the annotation of a GenBank genome assembly. NCBI's taxonomy places the organism in Eukaryota, Viridiplantae, Streptophyta, Magnoliopsida, Asterales, Asteraceae.